AUGGUAGGUGAUCGGAAUGUGGAUGUCCCCACUGGAACUCCACAAUCCUUUGCAUCUUUAUUUCAUAAACCACUGGAGUCAAAAUUUGUGGAGACUCUAUUCUACAUUGCUACAGUGACUAGAAAACCAUUUCAAGUAGACACUCCGACGUUGAAUUUGACACGGCUGUCUGUUGCCCGAUUCUGCGUUGAAGCGAACUUGACAAAGGAACUGCCGAAAUCCAUUAAGAUUGGCAAAAGAGGAAAGAAGCAUGAACAAUCAUUGACCUAUGAGUAUGUCCCGUCCUUUUGCUCCAAAUGCAAAAAGAUUGGUCACAAAAAAGAAGAAUGCCGCCAAGGAAAAGUGGUUCAAGCUGCGCAAGUGGUGAGAAACCCUAGACAAGAAACAAAAGAUGCGAAAGGUAAAGGGAUUCUGAUUAAACAGCCUCCACAAUGGAAAUUAAAGCCAUCUAAUACAGUGGAAUCUAAAGAAUCAAAAGGAGUUUAUGUCCGAGGAAAUCCCAAUUCGUCGGGGUUAAUAGUUGCGGAGAAAACCCUAAUUCCGGUUGAUGCUAUAAAUGAUUCUAGGCCUGCGGCAGAAGUGCAUGGUAAUGAUGAGAUGCAUCGUGUGGAAGUGCCUGUGAAAGAAAAUCAGAUAGAGGAUAAUGUGUCCUUAGCAGAGCAAAAAACUCUACAGCAAGAGGAUCCUACUACAAACAAUAAAUUCCAAACCUUGGCAGAAAUUGUGAUGGUUGAAGAUGCCAGUGAUUGUGAGGAUGAAAGGGAAGAACCUAAGCAACCUGUUGAUGAAGCAAUUCAAAAAGAAAAUGUGUCGCCUGAAAAAGAUCCGCAUCAAGAAAGAUCUCUGACACAACGAUCGGAUCGAAUAGUUCACUACGCGUCUGAUGAAGAACAUGGUGCUAACAAAAGUGAAUUAUUUGAGGAAGAGGAAGCUGCAGGGGGUGCUGGUCAGAAGGGGAGAUGGAGGAUCCACAGUUGGGAGAUUUGA
Molecule: messenger RNA, 987 nt
Organism: Oldenlandia corymbosa var. corymbosa
Lineage: Eukaryota; Viridiplantae; Streptophyta; Magnoliopsida; Gentianales; Rubiaceae
Source: the annotation of a GenBank genome assembly